GUGAUCCUCUCCCAAAACAAAACAAAUAUGUUUGGUAACUUGUGUAAGUAACCACGAUUCCACGUUGAGGAGGUGGGGCGUUGCGUUUGGAAAGAAGAGAGAGAGAGAGAGAGAGAGAGAGAGAAUGGGAUCGUUAGAUUCACCGAGAGAGAGGGAGAACGGGAACGGUGGGUGUAGGAGUCCCGGAGAUCCAAAAGUUGGCGAAGGAGGAAUGAUAGUAGUAGAAUCAGAGGCGAUGAAGAAGAGGAGAGCGAGUAUGCUUCCACUGGAGGUCGGUACUCGCGUCAUGUGCCGUUGGAGGGACUCCAAAUACCACCCCGUCAAAGUCAUCGAACGCCGCAAAAUGCCCUCCUCUGGCCCCAACGAUUACGAGUACUACGUCCACUACACCGAGUUCAAUAGGAGGCUUGACGAAUGGGUGAAGCUUGAACAACUUGAUCUCGAUUCUGUAGAGACUGUUGUUGAUGAGAAGGUGGAGGACAAGGUUACAAGCUUGAAAAUGACACGCCACCAGAAGCGAAAGAUUGACGAGACACAUGUAGAGGGUCAUGAAGAGCUUGAUGCUGCCAGUUUGCGAGAACAUGAAGAGUUCACAAAAGUGAAAAAUAUAGCAACUAUAGAGCUUGGAAGAUAUGAGAUCGAGACAUGGUACUUUUCCCCCUUUCCACCGGAAUACAAUGAUUGUGUGAAGUUGUACUUCUGUGAGUUUUGCCUCAAUUUCAUGAAGCGUAAAGAACAACUUCAGAGGCAUAUGAGGAAGUGUGAUCUCAAGCAUCCCCCUGGAGAUGAGAUAUACCGAUGUGGUACAUUGUCAAUGUUUGAGGUUGAUGGCAAAAAGAACAAGGUUUAUGGGCAGAAUCUUUGUUACUUGGCAAAAUUGUUUCUUGAUCACAAGACCCUCUAUUAUGACGUUGACCUCUUUCUGUUCUAUGUAUUGUGUGAAUGCGAUGAUCGAGGAUGCCACAUGGUUGGUUAUUUUUCUAAGGAAAAGCAUUCAGAGGAGUCUUAUAAUUUAGCAUGUAUCCUCACCCUUCCUCCCUAUCAAAGGAAAGGCUAUGGAAAAUUUCUAAUUGCCUUUUCUUAUGAACUUUCUAAAAAAGAAGGUAAAGUUGGCACACCUGAAAGACCCCUUUCUGAUCUUGGGCUAUUGAGCUACAGAGGAUACUGGACCCGGGUUCUUUUGGACAUAUUGAAAAAGCACAAGGCCAAUAUUUCUAUCAAGGAACUGAGUGACAUGACAGCCAUUAAGGCGGAGGAUAUCCUGGCCACCCUUCAGAGCUUAGAACUGAUUCAGUACAGGAAAGGGCAGCAUGUCAUCUGUGCUGAUCCAAAGGUCCUGGAUCGUCAUCUAAAAGCUGCUGGUCGUGGGGGUCUUGAGGUUGAUGUUAGCAAAUUGAUAUGGACUCCUUAUAAAGAACAAGGUUGAUAUCAAACAAUUUAUCCAGAUACUGGCUGCCAACUUAGACUUGUAACUGACCUCCGAUUGUAUAAAAUAUAAGAUUUAGGGUAUGAAACUGGGGAUUCUUCCUGGAGACUUUCUUGUCAUUAUCCAUCUUAUGACUUUGUAUUAUGCAUGUAUCAACAAAUAAUGAUUGGUAUAUUCUUACUUUAGUAGGUGUAGGCUACAACUGACUUUUAGAUUUUAGAUUUGUGAACUACUUGUUUAGAUGCAUUGUAAUUCUCUUCUGAUGAUGAGACAAAAUGACAAAAAAUUGGGAAGGUGAUCCGUGAGAUUGGAUAGGAUUGAAUUGCCAUCUCUUUGAAAAUAUUUUGUAAAACCAAACGUCUGAGAUCAUUUUAGGCAUAAUUUAUAUUAUCCUUCUGACUUA
Messenger RNA from Quercus lobata, 1829 nucleotides. Its product is annotated as histone acetyltransferase of the MYST family 1-like. Gene Ontology annotation, biological process: regulation of transcription by RNA polymerase II. Bases 125 to 1426 code for a protein of 433 amino acids. Lineage: Eukaryota; Viridiplantae; Streptophyta; Magnoliopsida; Fagales; Fagaceae. Gene Ontology annotation, cellular component: chromatin; nucleus. The record is from RefSeq and is a predicted model, not a curated record. The transcript has 9 exons. Gene Ontology annotation, molecular function: transcription coregulator activity; chromatin binding; histone acetyltransferase activity.